AUGUUCGCUGCUAGUUUACUCUCAAGGUUCAUGAGUAAACCAAGACAUUUACAUCUUGGAGCAGCAAAACGAGUUCUAAGGUAUUUCAUGGGAACCAUGGAACAUGGAAUCAGGUUUGAAAAGAAUUCUAAAAUUGAAGCUAAAGGCUACUGUGACAGUGAUUGGGCUGGAAGUGUUGAUGACAUGAAAAGCACUUCUGGUUAUGUGUUCAGCCUGGGAUCAGGAGUAAUUUCUUGGUGUUCAAAGAAACAAGACACUGUAGCGCAAUCUUCAGCUGAAGCAGAAUAUUUGGCAGCUGGUUUGGCUACACAACAAUCGUUGUGGUUGAGAAGAAUACUUGAAGAUAUCGGAGAAAGCAAGAAGAAAGUCUGUUGCUUCACUGUGACAAUAAAUCAGCAAUAG
Messenger RNA from Vicia villosa (hairy vetch), 402 nucleotides. Its product is annotated as secreted RxLR effector protein 161-like. The record is from RefSeq and is a predicted model, not a curated record. The coding region runs from base 1 to 402 and encodes 133 amino acids. The transcript has a single exon. NCBI's taxonomy places the organism in Eukaryota, Viridiplantae, Streptophyta, Magnoliopsida, Fabales, Fabaceae.